This is a messenger RNA of Saccostrea cuccullata (small rock oyster), 548 nucleotides long. RefSeq lists its product as uncharacterized. Bases 78 to 449 code for a protein of 123 amino acids. The transcript is spliced from 3 exons. Lineage: Eukaryota; Metazoa; Mollusca; Bivalvia; Ostreida; Ostreidae. The record is from RefSeq and is a predicted model, not a curated record.
CAGAAGACUUGAAUUCAACAAAAGCCGUUUUUGGUGGUAUAGCCAUUGGCGUAUUACUAACCGUAAUAAUAGUACUUAUGAUAAAGAAGAAAACGAUUUGGAAACAUUUUGAUAGAAAAGGGAAGGUGAACGGUGCUACAAAUACUUUAUACAGAGUCGGUUCCGUGGCUAAUGAACUACCUGGUGGAGAGACAAAAAUAUACAAUUCAAUAGACGAAUAUGAAUAUGCAGAACCCUUAAACAAUACAGAAGUACCAGGAGAAGAGCAGAGGCCAGGUUUAGGAAAGAAGCCAUAUAGUCAUCUCUUUGAAAAUGAACAGAACACUUGUGAAAACUACAAUGAAUAUGAAUUUUCCAGUGAUGAUAAUUAUAAGAACCUAAAAAGAUUAAGUGUAAAUUCUGUUAAAAAUAUCGAAACUGAAGAGUAUUUCACUUUGGAGAAAAAAUAGAUGGGGAAAUUGAUGUUCCUUUAGCAUUUGUAUAUAAUAGCACAUUAUGAAAAAUAAAUUGCACUAUUGUUUAUUUUAAAGCGAUAGUAUGGCUGCAAA